Globicephala melas (long-finned pilot whale) is the source of this 969-nucleotide messenger RNA. RefSeq names its product TNF superfamily member 11 (gene TNFSF11). Gene Ontology annotation, biological process: immune response. NCBI's taxonomy places the organism in Eukaryota, Metazoa, Chordata, Mammalia, Artiodactyla, Delphinidae. Gene Ontology annotation, cellular component: membrane. Gene Ontology annotation, molecular function: tumor necrosis factor receptor binding. The record is from RefSeq and is a predicted model, not a curated record.
AUGCGCCGCGCCAGCCGAGACUACACCAAGUACCUGCGCGCCUCCGAGGAGAUGGGCAGCGGCGGCUCCGGCGCCCCGCACGAGGGCGCCCUGCACGCCCCGCCGCCGCCGCCCGCGCAGCCCGCCCCGCACCAUUCCGCCGCCGCCUCCCGCUCCACGUUCGUGGCCCUGCUGGGGCUGGGGCUGGGCCAGGUCGCGUGCAGCGUCGCCCUGUUCCUUUACUUCCGAGCGCAGAUGGAUCCUAAUAGAAUAUCAGAAGAUGACACUCACUGCAUUAAUAGAAUUUUCAAACUCCACGAAAACACGGAUUUGCAAGACACAACUCUGGAGAGCCAAGACUCAAAAUUAGUACCUGAUUCGUGUAAGAGAAUUAAACAGGCCUUUCAAGCAGCUGUGCAAAAGGAAAUGCAACAUAUUGUUAAAUCACAACACAUCAGAGCAGAAAAAGCCAUGGUGGAAGGUUCAUGGUUAGAUCUGGCCAGAAGGAACAAGCCUGAGACUCAGCCCUUUGCCCAUCUCACGAUUAAUGCCAUUGACAUCCCAUCAGGUUCCCAUAAAGUGAGUCUGUCCUGCUGGUACCAUGACCGAGGUUGGGCCAAGAUCUCCAACAUGACUUUCAGCAAUGGAAAACUAAUAGUUAACCAAGAUGGCUUUUAUUACCUGUAUGCCAACAUCUGCUUUCGACAUCAUGAAACUUCGGGAAACCUCACUGCGAAUUAUCUUCAGCUAAUGGUGUACGUCACCAAGACGAGCAUCAAAAUCCCGAGUUCUCAUACCCUCAUGAAAGGAGGAAGCACCAAAUACUGGUCGGGGAACUCUGAAUUCCAUUUCUACUCCAUAAACGUUGGGGGAUUUUUUAAGCUACGGUCUGGUGAGGAAAUAAGCAUUGAGGUAUCCAACCCUUCACUACUGGAUCCAGAUCAAGAUGCAACGUACUUUGGGGCUUUUAAAGUUCGAGAUAUAGAUUGA